This is a messenger RNA of Eremomyces bilateralis CBS 781.70, 1851 nucleotides long. RefSeq lists its product as uncharacterized. Bases 184 to 1653 code for a protein of 489 amino acids. The transcript has 2 exons. Lineage: Eukaryota; Fungi; Ascomycota; Dothideomycetes; Eremomycetales; Eremomycetaceae. The record is from RefSeq and is a predicted model, not a curated record.
AUAGAUCGGUUAAUGAUAACAAAGGUGGAAACAACGUCCUCAUCCUCCUCGCUUAUGCUCCAGUCGGCUAUACCCUAUAGCGCCUGUCGAGAAAGAACACCUCCUUCGCUUUAUGUACCUGCGCGAAGCAGUCUCCAUUGCUAAUCGCUAUCUGAGACCAAUCUCACACUCUUCACCCGCACCAUGACUAACGGCAGUGAACAAACCCAGCCCACUCGUGACUCGAUGGGUGACAUUCUCUCCUCCCCCCGGGCUCCCCGCGGUCCUCCAUCGGACCCAUACCUGGUCAUGGAGCCCAGGCCGUCCAAGGAGCCGUACUAUCUAAUCGGACCCAACGGACCCUACUCUCCUUACGAGGGGCUGGAGCCCGAACCUCAGCUCCCGGGGGGGAUGAUCCCGAUCACGCCAGCUCCACCCCUGCGACCCAGAAAGUUACAGAAGACCAGGCCUACUGACAUCACGCGCAGCCGCGGGGCACCUACUUCAAGCACCGAUAGCACUCCUGCACGGGUGCGCCGAAUCGACCCCCCGCCGACCCUCGGACGAUAUGUUUCGGCAUUCCCUCCGGUCAAUCUGACCGAUGACGAGAUCAUCGCCGCUGGUGGCUCUCCUAGCCCAAUUACUGGCUCCCCAGGCCCUCGUGGCAGUUUCAUCGGCCCAAUUGGUAGCUGCCCCGCCGCGAUGGCUAGCACUCUAGUCCUUCAUGCGGGUUCCUCCACCCCGGUUGCUCGAUCUCCCGCCCUUUUUCCUAGCACCCUCGGCCCAAUUAGCGAUCCCCCCGGCCCGACUGGCGGCAUCAUCGACCCUGGUGUUAGCACCCUUGGCCCGAUUGGUAGCCCCGCCGACCCGGUUGGGGCCACCAUCCACCCCGUGGCUAGUUUUCCCGGCCCUGUCAGUGGUUUCCCCGCCCCGAUUGCUGGCUCCCCCGGCGCGCUCAAUGGCACUCCCCGCCCUCUCAGCGGCCCCACUCUCCCAAUCAGUAGCAGCCCCCGCCCCCUCGGCGGCGGCGAAUCCCGAAAUAUCCGAGCGAUGAUGGAAACUGCAUCUUGGGCCGACGAAACCAUUGAGGCGCUGAACGGCGUGCUGCCGCCCGACACCACUGAUGAAGGUGCCACAAGCGAGACCGCUGUUGCAGGGGCUGAGGAGGAGCAGGUGAGACUCAAGGUGAGGAAGUUCCUCGGUAUGAAGAUCAGGUGCGGAUUGUGGUCGAAGAUCAAGCGCGCUUUUCGCCGUAAGCAGAAGAAAGGAGGAGUGAAGGAGGGCUCUGAUUCGAAGGAGAGCUCUGAUCCUAAGGAGGGCGCUGACCUGAAAGACGACACUGCUCCGAAAGAGGACACUACGAAGGAGGUCACUGCAGAGGUCACUGCGAAGGAGGUCACUGCGGAGGAGGUCACUGUGGAGGAGGUCACUGCGGAGGAGGUCACUACGAAGGAGGUCACUGCGAAGGUGGUCACUGCGAAGGAGGUCACUGCGAAGGUGGUCACUGCGAAGGAGGUCACUGCGAAGGAGGUCACUGCGAAGGAGGUCACUGCGAAGGAGGUCACUGCGAAGGAGGUCACUGCGAACCAGCAGUGCACCAAAAUAUCACCGCGAUCCACAGCACUAAAAACGAGGGACGAGGGACGAGACACGAUGAAUGAGCAACGAGCAUGAAUUAUUAAGUAUGAGUAUUGGACCAAGCAGGGUUGGAUACUCGAGAACUAGGGGAUAUACAUAAUUGCGAUGGAUUCUGCCGCCACUAGCAGAACUGAAUCUCGUCGAGCUUCCUAAGCUCGCUCAUGAAUGCGCGGUCUAUAGCGUUAUAUUAAUGGGUAUUAGAUUCAUUAUCAUGAUAACAGAUCUGCUUGCUGU